ACUUGAUUUCUGAAUUACUUACCAAUGAAAUUCAGGAAGGUUUCUGGAAAUGCUUAGGUAAGACUACGGGCUCAAUCAGUUUUAGAUAUAGCCAUGGCCGCGAAUAGCAACAAUCUUCAAAAGAACAUUGGGGGUUCGUCUCCUUUUGGGAAUUCUAUGCCUGUGAAUCCAUCACUGCAGCAGCAAUUGGGGUCUGGAUUUCCAGGCCAGUUUCAGUUUUCAGAAGCUCAGGCACAAGCGCUUGCUCAGGCUCAGGCUCAGUCGAAGGCACAGGCGCAAGCUCAGGUGCAGGCUCAUGCCCAUGCUCAAAUGAUGGCAGCUCACGCGCACCUGCAAGCUCAGUUACAAGCUGCUCAGGGGCUUGCGUUCAACCAGGCACAUCCUGGAGGAAUGGGGAGUUUGGGUUCACAAUCUCCUUCUCUUUCAGGAGCUGGAAGCAUGGGAGCCAAACGCUUCCCGCAAAAACCACCUGCUCGUCCACCGAGCUUUUUACCUUCUAACGUGGCCUCUCCAAUGCGGCCAAUGGAUGCCUCAGCUGCUGCUCGUAGGAAAAAGCAGAAGCUCCCAGAGAAACAGUUACACGAAAGAGUUGCAGCUAUUUUGCCAGAGUCUGCUCUUUACACUCAGCUCCUUGAGUUUGAGUCCCGAGUAGAUGCUGCCUUGACAAGGAAGAAAAUUGAUAUCCAAGAUGCCCUAAAGACACCAACUUACCUUCAGAAAACCCUCCGUAUAUAUGUCUUCAACACUUUUGCUAAUCAGAUCCGCACCAUUCCUAAGAAACCAAAUGCGGAGCCACCUACAUGGACUCUUAAGAUCAUAGGGAGGAUUUUGGAGGAGGGAAUGGACGCUGACCAGGCAGCAAUGAUGCAAAAAGCAAACCCUUCUUAUCCAAAGUUCUCCACAUUUUUCAAGAGAGUUACCAUCACCCUCGACCAGAAAAUAUACCCUGAUAACCAUUUAAUUAUAUGGGAUAGUGCUCGUUCACCUGCUCCUCACGAAGGUUUUGAGGUCAAGAGGAAAGGAGACCAAGAAUUUACUGCAAGCAUAAGACUAGAAAUGAAUUAUAUGCCCGAGAAGUUUAAACUUUCAGCACCUUUGACAGAGCUUUUAGGUAUUGAGGUUGAUACUCGUUCCAGAAUUAUGGCUGCAAUAUGGCAUUAUGUUAAGGCUCGGAAGUUGCAGUGCCCGGAUGACCCCUCUUCUUUCAACUGUGAUCCGCCACUUCAAAGAGUAUUUGGGGAAGGCAAAGUCAAGUUCACAGCAGUCACACAAAAAAUUACGCCCCAUCUGUUUCCUCCACAGCCCAUACAUCUGGAGCACAGGAUAAAACUUUCAGGUAAUAGUCCUGUCGGAACUGCAUGCUAUGAUGUAUUGGUCGAUGUACCCUUCCCGAUACAGAGAGAAUUGAAUGCGUUGUUGGCCAACACUGAAAAGACAAAAGAGAUAGAUGCUUGUGACGAAGCAAUUUGUGCUGCAAUAAGAAAGAUCCAUGAGCACCGGAGGAGAAGGGCAUUCUUCCUUGGAUUUAGUCAGUCACCUGUAGAGUUUAUUAAUGCCCUUGUAGAUUCUCAAAACAAGGAUCUGAAGCUUGUUUCUGGAGAAGGUAGUCGCAAUGCAGAAAAAGAGCGCCAUUCUGAUUUCUACAACCAACCAUGGGUUGAAGAUGCUGUCAUUCGCUACCUCAACCGAAAGUUACCAGCAGAUGCCUCUGGCCACACAUAGCUCAGCAGCAACGACACUACUUGCUAGUGAGUACUACGAUGCAAUUGCAUAAGUGCUCUAGCUUUAUUGUUCGUCGAACGUCACUUAUGCAUUGCCUCGACACAAUCUAAAGGAAGAACGCUGAUUUGGGUGUAGAAAAACGAUUGUUCCGACUAUCUUGCUUUGCAGGUUUAGUUUCAUAAGUCCAUUAACUGUGCUAGUUGUAGUUGUGCUCUACUUUGUAGUUAUACUUCCAUGGAAAUGUGUAGCAGCAGCAGCCUAGAUAGAAACCUAUUUAUUCACUUAUGUUUCUGGGCAACCAACUCAAUUUUAUUUGUGUAUGGAAUAUUAUGAGAGUCCUGGUUGGUGUGAUGUUACUUGAGCCAUCAUUUUAAUUUUUAAAUAAAUCAGGCAACA
Molecule: messenger RNA, 2118 nt
Organism: Salvia hispanica
Lineage: Eukaryota; Viridiplantae; Streptophyta; Magnoliopsida; Lamiales; Lamiaceae
Source: RefSeq, a predicted model, not a curated record